AUGUAUGUCAAAACUCCCAGUCACGACGAACUUCCACCUCCUCCUUACGAUGAGAAAAAUCAGGACAAGGGGAACGACGCUGGGCUCGACACUGACAAUGUGACUCUCUUACCUGUCGAGUUCAAAAAUACACCCGUGACUGUAGCUGACGAACCUAAAGACGCUAACUAUUCCUUACCUAUUAACACGUUAUUCAAUAAUAAAAUUCAAUCAAGUUCACCACCUCCCAUCGAUGAAAUUGCUUCAAAGAUGUCUUGCUCUUCUCCCGAAAACCUCCCACAAACACCCAUUUCUCCUUCUUCACCAACAACACAAGACGUUUACCCAACAGAAAGUGAAUUGCCAGCAACCCCAACAAGACACCUUAAACGUAUCGAGUCCGCGCCAAAUAUUCCUGCCGUUUCGAUAAGUGACAUGGAUGGUAAAGUUCCAACUCUUCCUUCCGCCAAAUCAAUGUCAAAUUUACAAAAUAAUGAUGACAAUCAAAGAAAUACUUUGAUGAUCAAUGCUAGUUCCACUGAGACGCCUAAACAGUAUCUAGAGCGAAUGCAAGAUACUUUGUCAAAAACGGAAUUGGCAUUAUUGCUAGCAAAAAAUAAGGAUGCAUUCCAUGAAGCAGUAUUCCAAGCGUAUCUUGAUUCGUUCGAGUUCCAUGAAGAUCCAAUUGACAUUGCGUUACGAAAAUUUCUCAUGGAAUGUUGCCUUCCUAAAGAAACUCAACAAAUUGAUCGAGUUAUGGAAGCUUUUGCAAAACGUUAUCACGAAUGUAACCCCGACUUAUUUCCUUCACAAGACACGGCAUACGUCUUAGCUUUUUCGUUGUUGAUGUUACAUACCGAUGCAUUUAAUAAAAGUGUAAAACGGAAAAUGACAAAAGAAGAGUUUGUCAAAAAUUCAAGAAUCGACGGUGUCCCUUCAGAAAUAUUAGAGAUUCUAUACGAUAAUAUCACAUAUACACAAUUUAUAUAUGCUGAGGAUGAUACAGACGUCAAUGGUCUGAAAUUGAUGACAUCACCAACAGAAUAUCGACAUUCCAGGUUAUUUAGCUCAUCAAGAGAUCGUAAAAAGUCUAUACGUCUUAAAAAUGACCCAUACCAUGUCAUACAAACUAAAACGCAUACAGAAUUCACGCCAACUCUUAGUGAUGUGGUUCCUAUUGAAAAUCCGUACUUAUAUAAAGGUACACUUGCAGAAAUUGACACAUUUUAUCUUCAUCGCGCUUUUACAAAUGCACAUACAAUACGUAUAACUGGAGUACGUGCUCGUCGAAAUAGUAAUGAUUCGAUUCAACCCACCAGUUCUUCAAUUCAUUCACUGGAAGAAGAAGAAAAAGGUGGAACGUUCCUUCUGAAGAUCACUAAAGCUGGUAUCCUGAGUCGUAAAGUGGAUCUUUUGGAGGGCGGAAAAAAGGCAACCGGUUUCUUAAGAAGCUGGAAGCAAUUUGGUGUCAUUUUGAGUGGAAGCCAAUUAAUGUUCUUUAAGGAUAUAACAUGGUUCAAAACUCAGAUGACGGAAUUUCUUGAUCCGUUGAAGGUGACAAAAAUUCCAGUUCUCAAACCCGAUGUGAUUCUCAUGACUGCUGAUUCCAUAGCCGUUUAUGAUAAAAGUUAUACGAAAUAUGUGAAUGUAUUUCGUCUUGUAUGUCCUAAAGGACAUCAGUAUCUUUUUGAGGCUAAUAGCGAAGAAGAGAUGAAUGACUGGAUAGUAAAGAUAAAUUAUGCAGCUGCUUUCAGAACGACCGGG
This is a messenger RNA of Ambispora leptoticha, 1743 nucleotides long. Lineage: Eukaryota; Fungi; Glomeromycota; Glomeromycetes; Archaeosporales; Ambisporaceae. The record is from the annotation of a GenBank genome assembly.